Messenger RNA from Pochonia chlamydosporia 170, 1335 nucleotides. RefSeq names its product para-nitrobenzyl esterase. The record is from RefSeq and is a predicted model, not a curated record. NCBI's taxonomy places the organism in Eukaryota, Fungi, Ascomycota, Sordariomycetes, Hypocreales, Clavicipitaceae. The transcript has a single exon. The coding region runs from base 1 to 1335 and encodes 444 amino acids.
AUGGACGACGGAGAGUACGAGGUGAAUUUGGGCGGAGGAUUCAUCAAGGGAAUUCGGGAGGGAAACAUCUUUCACGCAAGAGGUAUCAAAUACGCGAUUGGAAAUCGAUUUGAGAAACCAGCACUUCUUGAGAAAUGGGAAGCGACCCUUGAUGGCACCAAGCCAGCCUCAGUGUGCCCGCAGCUCCCAUCGCGGCUGAACUUCGUCACAGGGGAUAUCAUCAAAGGCUAUCCUAUGAGCGAGGAUUGUCUUCAUCUUUCAAUAUGCGCUCCAUUCAAUGCAAUCGAAACGGGGGCCCGGCUACCGGUAAUGGUCUUUCUCCAUGGCGGCGCGUAUCUCUCCGGAGGUGGUGAUCUCGACUGCUACAAUCCACGAGCCCUUGCCAACAGGGGAAUCGUUAGCAUCGUCGUCACAUACCGACUGGGCAUCUUUGGCUUCUGCCCGAUACAAGAUCUGUGUCCACCGAACCUGGGCCUCCUGGACCAGAUAACGGCUUUGAAAUGGGUGCAACGGAACAUAUCUCACCUUGGAGGCGACCCGAAGCGAGUCACCAUCAUCGGCCAGUCGGUCGGUGCAUACAGCAUAUUUUGCAUGAUGUCCUGCGGCUUCGCGGGAAAUCUUUUCCAGCGUGCGAUCCUGCAUAGCGCAUGCUUUGGCUGGCCAACGGUGCCGGACGAAAAGUCGGAUAUUCUAGCUCAGACGGCGGGCUCAUUGUUAGCAGGCCGCGGCCACUCGGCGUCGAUGGAAGACUUGCUAGAGGUUCAAGGCAAAGUCAUGAUGGAUGGGAAGCGUUUGGACGUGCCGUUUGCUUGCUGGCCACGGUUUGGUCAAGAUCCUCUCCCGGAGUUGCGCGAAGUAGAAGAAAAACUCUGCCAAGCCGCCUCCAAAUGUCCCAUAUUGAUCGGCUGGGUGAAGGACGAGGGCGCAGCCUUUGCGCCCAUGGCAUCUUCGUAUUCCUACUGGUCACGGUUGCCGCUCUUUGGGCCAUUAUUCGCCUCUGCCAUGAUUUGGUGGUCGGGUGGGCAAGAGUUCAUCUGGCCCUCCCGGGAGUUUCACCAGAAGUAUAUCCAAAACGGGGGGCUUUCGUCGACUUUUGUGUUUCAAUGGCACCCUCGUGGUAGUGGGCGGCGUGCUGUACACUGUAUCGAUGUCCCUUUUAUUCUUGGAUCAUGGGAGUCUUGGAAGGACGCUCCCAUGCUUAAAGGAGAGGGAUCUCAAGAGACGAUUCAGCGUGUUGGGGACCAGGUCAAGGACUUGUGGGCUGCUUUUAUACGUGGCGAGGUAACUCCAUUCAGGGAACAUUUUAACAUAGAUGGCGACCGACUUCGUGUUUAG